This is a messenger RNA of Harmonia axyridis, 2320 nucleotides long. RefSeq names its product probable ATP-dependent RNA helicase DDX27 (gene Rs1). Lineage: Eukaryota; Metazoa; Arthropoda; Insecta; Coleoptera; Coccinellidae. Gene Ontology annotation, molecular function: RNA helicase activity; ATP binding; nucleic acid binding. The coding region runs from base 88 to 2226 and encodes 712 amino acids. The transcript is spliced from 6 exons. The record is from RefSeq and is a predicted model, not a curated record.
AGUUAAUAACAAUUUUAAAUAUUUCACGUUGUUUAAGGUUAUUUCUGUUUUCAAUAAACUUAUAUUUAGUUGAAAAGUUCAGUUAAAAUGGAGUUAAUAAAAACAAUAAAUGAUGAUGAUGAAGUUGAAGAUUUCUCAGAAGAUUCUGAGGCAGAAGUGGUUUUUCAACCGCAAUUGGGAAGAAAUAAAAAUAAAGGUGAUUUUGACAGUAACUUUUCUUUCGUUGCAUCUACAGAAGAAUAUAAUAAAGACCCUUGGAAUGACUUAAGUAAAUAUAUCAAAAGAAAAGCAAAAACAAAGACUGAUGACAAAAUUAAAAAGGCUCGUCUUGACAAUGAGGAGGAAGAAAAUAGCGAUAUUGAAGAAAAUGAAGAUGAUAACGAUUCUGAUCUCUCUGAAGAUGAAUUACAACAUGAUAAAAUUAAGGUGGUUGAAAAAAAAUGGAAGAAAAAAAAAGUUGAUGAGACUUUCUUUGAAACAAUAGAAAACAAUGACGAAUACACAAGUUUUCAACAAAUGAAUCUAUCGAGACCACUACUGAAAGCUAUAACAGAUAUGAAAUUCAUUCAUCCAACUCCCAUCCAAACCAAUGCUAUUCCUAUUGCACUAUUAGGUAGAGAUAUUUGUGGUUGUGCUGCUACUGGAACAGGAAAAACUGCUGCUUAUAUGUUACCUACACUAGAGAGACUUCUUUAUAGACCAGCUGGAUCAGCUGCUGUAACAAGAGUUCUAGUUUUGGUACCAACUAGGGAAUUGGGUGUUCAAGUUUAUCAGGUAGCAAAGCAACUUUGUCAAUAUACGGACAUACAAAUUGGUCUAGCAGUUGGUGGUUUGGAUUUAAAGAUUCAAGAACAUAUUCUGAGAAAAAAUCCUGACGUUGUGAUAGCAACACCAGGACGACUUAUAGAUCAUUUAAAAAGUACACCAACAUUUGGUCUUGAUUCAAUUGAAGUUCUCAUUCUUGAUGAGGCAGACAGAAUUCUGGAUGAGUAUUUCUCAGAACAAAUGAACGAAAUCAUCAAACAGUGUGCAAGAACUCGUCAGACAAUGUUAUUUUCUGCUACAAUGACUGAGGAAGUAGAAAGAUUAGCUGCUGUCUCAUUAACUAAGCCGGUCAGACUUUUUGUGGAUAGCAAUACACAGGUUGCUUUCAAUCUCAGACAAGAAUUUGUCAAAAUUCGAUCUGAGAAAGAAGGAGAUCGUGAACCAAUAUUAGCGGCUUUAGUCUGCAGAAUAUUCAGAGAACAUACUAUGAUAUUUGUUCAAACAAAGAAACAGGCUCACAGACUUCAUGUUUUACUUGGACUUUUGGGUGUUAAAGUGGCAGAACUCCAUGGCAAUUUAACACAACCUCAAAGAUUAGAUGCAUUGGAUCGAUUCAAAAAGAAAGAAGUCGAUAUCUUAGUAGCCACAGAUGUUGCAGCAAGAGGUUUAGAUAUAAAAGGGGUAAAAACUGUUAUUAACUUUGUGAUGCCAGCUACUUUAGAACAUUAUAUUCAUCGUGUUGGUAGAACUGCCAGAGCAGGACGUGCUGGUAUAUCUGUGAGUUUAGCUGGUGAACAAGAAAGAAAAAUGGUUAAGGAAAUUAUAAAACGAGCAAAUAAUACUCUCAAAAGUAGAGUAAUUCCACCAGAAAUUUUAGAAAAAUAUAGGGAAAAAGUACAAAAAGUGGAGCCACAAAUAAGUAAAAUAUUGAAGGAGGAAUAUGAAGAACGUCUUCUCAGUAAAGUAGAAAAUCGAGCCAAUAGAGCAGAGAAGAUGCUGAAAGGAGAAAUAGAUCCUCAAAGGCCAUGGUUCCAGACUAAAAAAGAAAGAGAGAAGGAAAAAGAACAGCUCAGUUUGAAAGAUGUUUCUGUUGAGCCUAAACCAAAAACAGAUAAUAAAAAUAAAGGUAAAAAUAAUAAGAAAAAAGGACAAAGUUCUGCAGAAGAUAGAGCCAAUAAUGAAAUAAAAAAAGUUGCUCUUUUACAAGCAAAAAUGGCUAAAAGAAAAUCUAAACCAUCCAAAAUAAUAGCGGUACAUGAUGUAGAUACAAGCAAAAAGAAAGUAGGAAAAAAGAAGGAUUCCUUUUUCAAAGAUUUGACGGAUACGUCAAGAAAAAAUACAAAAAAAUUACGUUAUGAAGCUAACGCCACAAAGAAUAUGAAGAUGAAGAACAAAGGUGGUGGUUCUAAGAAAGGAAAGGGUACUUUUGGAAAGCCCCAAAAGAAAAAGAGUAAAUUUUGAUAUUAAUCUGUAAAAAAAAAUUUUUAUAAUGUAAGUUGCUGUUAAAAUUAUUUUGAAGACUAUUGACAUGUACAUUAAUAAAUUUUCAGUCCCA